AGGAAAAUGGAGUCAGAUGACGAAAGUUUCCGGGUUUGUCUGAGAUAAACUGAGUAUUUCCCUCUCGGAAACCAGAGGUUACUUUCGGACAAGCGAUCGCAUGAGUGUAGUCUGAAAUCUGCUCCUGCUUCUGACCUGUGCGUAGCGACUGAGGACCCAUCCAUCUGCUGCUAGUGGACUUGGAUCUACGCCGCUAAUUCUUUAGGUGAACCAAGAUUCCUACCAUUAAGGAUUCUUUGGUCUGUAAUUUCCCCUCACCUCCCAUUUGAUCAACCUUGGGGUUUGGCCUCACUGCAAUCCCCCAGACCACAGGAACUCAGCACUAAGCCCUUCACUCUGAGACAGACUCCUCCCCCUCUCUCAGGCUCAACCCCAUCACUAACUCAAUAAGCCCCUCCCCAUACGAUAACUCGGUCCUGUAAGUGAACCAAAAUGAACCUCAAGGAAAACGCGUAUACGCUCGCCUUCUUCCCCGUCCGCCUGCUGAUCUGGCUGUACACGGUCAUUACAUUUGUCCCAUGGUAUAUCCUCACCCAUACCCACGAGAAGCUAGCCCUGGGAAAGAGGGUAAAAGCGAAGUCCACCACGGGCAGCCCCGAGGGGCCCUACCGAUCUGUGGACCGAUUCGACUCCCUGGCCACCAUGGACUUUCCGGGAAAGGACACCAUUGACAAGCUGUGUGACCACGCCGUGCAGCGCUUUGGGAAAGCCGACUGCCUUGGGACCAGGGAGGUCCUGAGCACAGAGAACGAGAUCCAGCCCAGUGGGAAGGUGUUCAAGAAGCUGAUCCUGGGUGAGUACAAGUGGCUGUCGUACCAGGAUGUGGACGUGGCGGUGAGUCAGUUUGGCAGUGGGCUGACAGCCCUGGGCCAGCAGCCAAGGAGCACCAUCGCCAUCUUCUGCGAGACGCGGGCGGAGUGGAUGAUCAGCGCCCAGGCCUGCUUCAGACGCAACUUCCCACUGGUAACGUUUUAUGCGACCCUGGGGGAGGAAGCCAUUGCGUAUGGGCUGAACGAAACUGGGGUCACCCACUUGAUCACCAGUGUGGAGCUCAUGGAGACCAAACUGAAGAGUGUGCUUCCUGAGAUCCACAACCUGAAACAUAUCAUCUGCGUGGACACCAAGGGCCUGAAUAAGACUGGGUACCCUGAAGGCCUACAAAUCCACAGCAUGGAGGCUGUGAAAGAGCUGGGAGCCAAGCCCGAGAACAUGAGCGUGAAGAUAGAGCGUCCCCAACCCUCAGACCUGGCGGUCAUCAUGUACACCAGUGGCUCCACCGGCCGCCCAAAGGGCGUCAUGAUUCUCCACAACAACCUGAUCGCUGGAAUGACGGGCCAGUGUGAGAGGAUCCCAGGGCUGGGUCCACAGGACACCUACAUUGGCUACCUGCCACUGGCUCAUGUGUUGGAGAUGACCGCAGAGAUCUCCUGUGUGACGUAUGGCUGCAGGAUUGGGUACUCCUCACCCCAGACACUCUCCGACCAGUCGACAAAGAUCAAGAAGGGCAGCAAGGGAGACUGUUCUGUACUGAGGCCUACUCUAAUGGCAGCUGUUCCGGAAAUAAUGGACCGCAUCUACAAGAAUGUGAUGAGCAAGGUGCAGGAGAUGGGUUAUGUGCAGAGGACCCUCUUCAAACUGGCCUAUAACUAUAAGCUGGAGCAGGUCAAAAGGGGCUAUGACGCACCUCUCUGUAACAUGCUCCUCUUUAAGAAAGUGAGGGCGCUGCUGGGGGGGAACGUGCGGAUGAUGCUUUCGGGGGGAGCGCCCCUGUCCUCCGCCACCCAGCGCUUCAUGAACGUCUGCUUCUGCUGCCCCGUGGGCCAGGGCUACGGCCUGACCGAGACCUGCGGCGCCGGCACCAUCACUGCAGUGGCAGACCACAGCACUGGGCGAGUUGGAGCUCCCCUCAUCUGCUGCGAGGUCAAACUGAGAGACUGGGCCGAGGGAGGCUACACCAAACACGACAAGCCCCACCCCCGAGGGGAGAUCCUGAUUGGAGGGCCCAACGUCACCAUGGGUUACUACAGAAGCAAGCGCAGCAAGGACGGGGAAUUCUUCACGGACGAGGCGGGCCAGCGCUGGUUCUGCACGGGUGACGUGGGCGAGGUCCACCCAGACGGCUGCCUGCAGAUAGUGGACCGCAAGAAGGAUCUGGUGAAGCUGCAGGCCGGAGAGUACGUCUCACUGGGCAAAGUGGAGUCUGCUCUGAAGAACUGCUCCCUCAUCGAUAACAUCUGUGCAUACGCAAACAGUGACCAGAACUACGUGGUCAGCUUUGUGGUGCCCAACCAGAAGAGCCUGACCGCCCGGGCCAAUCAGAAGGCCAUCGAGGGGACCUGGGAGGAGAUCUGCAACAAUCCCAUCAUGGAGAAGGAGGUGCUGAAGGAGAUCACAGAGGUCGCAAAAUCAAUCAAACUCCAGCGGUUUGAGAUCCCGGUCAAGGUCCGCUUGAGCCCAGAGCCGUGGACCCCUGAGACGGGCCUCGUCACGGACGCCUUCAAACUGAAGAGGAAGGAGCUGAAGAAUCACUAUCUCCACGACAUCGAGAGGAUGUACGGGGCCAAGUAGUUCUGCAGCCCUGGCCCAGGAAUGUCUCUAGCUUUUUUUAUAUAUACACGUACAGUCAUGUGACUAAGAAAUACACCCUCUUUCAAUUCUAUGCUUUUAUAUAUUAAAAGCAUGCUGUAUUUUGACAACCCUGACUGAGUCCUAAGAGUAGAUAAAUGUAAACUCAUGUGACAAAUUACACGAGAGAUUUUAUUAAAAUCACAGAAUGGAGAGAGGGUGUGCUUUCUUUUUCACUGUAGGCAAAGCAAAAUGUCUGUCCACUCCUCUGUCUGUCAGUCUUGGCAGCAGAGCGUGAGGAGUGCAGUCUGAUAUAGGAAGCACAACGCACUGUACGGAUGGGAACGAUGCCAGCUUUAUAUGAAAAUCCUUAAAAGAGGCCUCCACGGUCGGUAAAAAACAGGCGACUUGUGCUUUCACAAGGGAGGGAGUCCACUGCCAUUCAUUUUAAACUUUUUGAAUUUGUAUUUUGUAGGUUUUUGGAAUAUGUGGAUAUUAGCUUCCUGUGCUUUGUAAAAAUGUUUGUGUGUGCCUAUGAAAAGGGAGGAAGGUAUGUAGUUGCUGAUGUUGGCCUAAAGUUGGCUGAAGGAUAUGGUAGAAUACUAAUGACUUGCCAGUGCAAGGUCUCGUUGAAACAGGGUUGCUGAAUUUGAAAAGUAUGUUUUGUAGCAAGGAACUUUGCUGCCACAUAGUGGUGAGUGAUAUAUUGGGAUGAUGACACUGUGCCUUCGCUGAGAAACAAAAUGUCUAUUUGCAGCAUGCUUCAGUAUUUAACCACUCGUUUAAUAUGAGUUAGGCAGUGCAUUCCCAAAGGAGAUGGACUCUUUUUGUCAAAAUGGUCAUGAGCAUAACAGGUCCACUGAAGUUGUUACACAUGAGAGUGGCUUUGGAAUAAUGUGCAAUGCAUACAAUUUGUGCAGGGAGCUAUGGGACCAUUAAGAUUUUUUUCCUGUGCAUUUCAAACCUGUAAUAGAGCUAUAGUUUAGCUUAAAUUCACCGGCAGUUUGGUUCUGACGUGACACCGUAGCACCAAGUGAAAUGUGUCCAUUUCUAGUUGACUCAGGUAUUUGGUAUUCAUUUGUAGGUUAAUAUUUUUAGACGGUUGGUAGUAGACCUGCAAAACAGUGAUAUGGAUGUAUCAACAGACGUGUCAGAACAGCUGGUAUAAUAGCAACAUCAAAAAUCUUACAGUAAAUUAACCUUUGCAUUUGUGCUCUUGAUAUAGUCUGCUGCACUGUUUUUUGUCUUACUUAUGCUUAUAAAUUAUUUUGUACAGUAAAGUAGUAUUUCCAAAUAUUUUUAUUAGACCUAUAUUGCUGUGCUUCAAUCCGGUGAUCUAUAUGCAGUGUUUGUGUAACUUACUGUUCUUUUAAGAAGUAAUUCAGCAUUUCUGUCAAAUUCCCAAAUUUGGAUCCAACUACUGCAAACGAUGAUGAUUUUUGUCAAUGUGUAUGCGAAAUUAAUGUAGUAAUAUCUGUCACGAUUCAAAUGUAGAAUUAUCGGCGAUCAUUGGCUGGUAACCGCAAUUACUUUUUGUCUCUGGCAAUACCAUUCGCUUUGUUCAUGUCAUAAAGAAUUUCCAACUGCCUAAAUUGAAAUCAGUAUAAUCUUUCCAAAGCCAACACUCUGACACUGCUUGUGAAUCACAUGAUUAGCCCUGCAAACUUGAGUGGGAAACUAAAGCGAAGGCUGCUUAUUUUUUGUCUCCUAAAUGCCCAAAUGAAAAUAUGGCUUUUCAUUUCUAUAUUUAGAUGUCAAUGACCCUCAAUGAAUACAUUUAAAUUGUUUUCUUUAGCUUUUGUGCACGAGAAGUGAAAGUGUGUAAUGUUCCACGUGGUUCAAAUGCUGAAUUUUUAUGUAUAGAAUGCUGGUUCGGGCAGAAGAGUGCAGUCCAAUGUUUACACUUUUGUGAUGUUUUGAAGAACGUUCAUCUUUCUAGGAAUUGUAUUUUUUUUUCCUUACAGCUUUCAAAAGCCAUGGCAACCCUAGAAUGUUGAAAAGUUUAGAGUUGAGUUCAUUUUCUACUGAUAGAUGUUUGAAUUUUGUUAACGUUUUGUCAAAGACCAGUUGAAAUCACUGUAAUUUGUCUUGGAACAUUUUUGGAUGUUUCUUCUGCUGAUGGUGAAAUUUCAAGGAGCACUGUUGAGGGCCCUCUGUUUAGAUUUGGGGAGAAGUGACUCAGUGCCACAACACCUACAGAAUGUUGCCCGCAAAGUAGAUAACUUGAGCCAGGUUUUUAAGCUUCCUAUAAAUCUAUGGCUCUUCUUGGCCAUAGAUUUAUAGGAUUGGAUUGAGUUACAGACAUGGUAGCAGAGUAAUCAUUUUUGCUUUUAAAUCUGACAAAGAACCUGAAAGAUCAAAUUUAGUCUUUUUCAGUUUUUCUAUUGUUGAAAUGAAGAUGAAGUUGUCUUUCUAGCUGUUUUGAACAUGUAUGUGCAGGCACUGUAGGGCUAAGGAUAUUUAUUAUCAGAUUUUUAAAAACUAAGGCUGAGUGACCCCUGUAUCGCCCUGUAUCAACCUGUUUAGAAUAUGCUUGGUACCCAUAAUACCCAUAGUUGCGUCAUCUUAUUCAAUGCCAAAUUCACAUUUUAAUUGUUUGGCCAAGUGGGAAUUUAAAGAAGCUCAGCUUUCUAUCUAAAACAUUUAUCAUAGUGACAACACAAGUUUACAUCUGGGUACUGGAAGUAGCAUGCACGUGAGGUUUAUAGGCUCCAUUUCGUACAAUGAGGUAUAGCAUUACUGUUUGAACCAUGUGUCUGAUGUGAGAUUGUGAUCUUUGUAAAGAUUACACCACCCCUAAAACAAACCACACAGAUUUCUCUGCAAUGUGUUGCACAUAUGUGAAAGCAAACCAAAAUGGAGAGGCCUACAGAUCAGUAUAAAACUCUAAAACUACAUUUUUUGAGUCUGUAGGAGUACACCUGAUUUUCACUUAAAAAUCUGAUUAUUAACAGGUUACAGGGUUGUGAUAAAAUUCAGUUCUGUAUUAAAUAUUGUACAUGAACAAACCUUUGGCUAAAUGUGAACAUUUUCUAGUUAUCUAUAUUUCCAACAGAGGUUGUUUCCUACCCUUGGAUCAGGUUCUGUAAUCAGCAAGUUUGUUAGCACAGUUCUAGUUUCAAGACAUUCCAGUACCGCUACCUUGAAUAGUUCUAAUGUAACGUAUAUGACUUCACUGCAGACUUGAGCACUUAUUUGGUGAAUUUGAUUAUGUAAUUAUCUAUAUGAAGAAGUUUCUUGUCAAAGUGGAAUACAUCUGCUUUUUUUGUCCUCAGGGUUCAAAAAAAACAAAAAAAAAACAAAUUCCUCAGUGAAUUAAUUUCUGCAUAGCAGGUCAUAUUUCCAAAUGUCACCAUGUGAAGUAUAUGUGCUUAUUUUGUUUUGCCAGCGUUUAGAAAUACAUUGAUAUUUAUUCAAUUCUGUGGGGCUUGUAUAAUGUGUAAGUACAGGGUGGUUACAAACCAUUCCUGCCGGUCAGGUGUAAAUAAAGUGUUUUUGUAAUUA
Molecule: messenger RNA, 6069 nt
Organism: Anguilla anguilla (European eel)
Lineage: Eukaryota; Metazoa; Chordata; Actinopteri; Anguilliformes; Anguillidae
Gene: acsl4a
Product: acyl-CoA synthetase long chain family member 4a
Exons: 15
Coding region: 433-2568 (711 amino acids)
Biological process (GO): long-chain fatty-acyl-CoA metabolic process; long-chain fatty acid metabolic process; neuron differentiation
Cellular component (GO): plasma membrane; endoplasmic reticulum; lipid droplet
Molecular function (GO): arachidonate-CoA ligase activity
Source: RefSeq, a predicted model, not a curated record